Messenger RNA from Penicillium robsamsonii, 1458 nucleotides. Its product is annotated as putative 3-beta hydroxysteroid dehydrogenase/isomerase family protein. Gene Ontology annotation, molecular function: 3-beta-hydroxy-Delta5-steroid dehydrogenase (NAD+) activity. The record is from RefSeq and is a predicted model, not a curated record. Gene Ontology annotation, biological process: steroid biosynthetic process. The coding region runs from base 1 to 1458 and encodes 485 amino acids. The transcript has 2 exons. NCBI's taxonomy places the organism in Eukaryota, Fungi, Ascomycota, Eurotiomycetes, Eurotiales, Aspergillaceae.
AUGGUGUUGCUUAUAGCAACCGGCCUGGCUGGACUAUUCGUUCUCUAUAUGUGGCGUGUUAACUCUGCGAUGAAAGUAAUCCCCGAAGAGGCACAGAAACUAUCACCUCAUCGCUGGACGAUCGAAGAAAUCGAAGCAGCCUAUAGAAAGAGCCUGGAAACCCCCAUUGAUGUGACCAAGAGCCUGCCUCCAAAACAAUCCCGACGAUAUGUGAUCGUAGGCGGAACUGGUUUAGUUGGCGCUUGGAUAGUCUCGCAUCUCCUCGCACGGGGUGAAGACCCCAAGGCCAUUCGCAUUCUAGACCUGAACUCCCCAGAGCAGGACAUCCUCAACAAAGGCGUGAGCUGGACUAAAACCAAUAUCACCGACGAGCUCGCAGUAACAACAGCAUUCGAAGAGCCAUGGGUUGCCAAUGUCAGAAUCCUUCCCCUAACAGUCUACCACACUGCAGCCAUAAUCCGACCCCAAGAUCGAUUCAAAUGCUUCCUACCACUCAGCAACAAAGUCAACAUCGACGGCACACGGAAUGUCCUGAACGCCGCAAGAGCCGCCGGCGCCACAGCCUUCAUCUGGACAUCCUCAGGCUCCAUCGCCCUGCACCGGCCAACUUUCUGGAUCGCGCCGUGGGCGACCCAGCCCAAGCGCGUAGUUCAAGUAGUCAGCGACAGCACCAAACUGCCCGAAUCCCAUGAUCAAUUCUUCAGCAACUACGCCGUAACCAAAACCGAAGCAGAGCGUCUCGUCCGCGCAGCAGAUGAUCCAGCAACAAACUUCCGCACCGGCUGUAUCCGCCCUACAAACGGCGUCUAUGGUACAGGCGGCCAAGACAACAAUGUCAUCACGGGUCUUUACCUCCGCAACGGAGGCUGUCCGACCUGGGCUCGCCCGAUCCUGCAAAGUUUCGUGCACGCCGAGAACGUCUCACUCGCACACCUCUUGUACGAACAGCGUUUAAUUCAGCAGAGCGAGCCUGGUUCCCGGCUCCCGAAUACAGGUGGCCAGGCGUUCACCGUUAGCGACCCAAACCCGGCGAUCGCGUUUGGUGAUUUGUACACCUUGCUCGAGACGUUGUCCAAAACACGUAUUUCGUUUCCGGAGGUGCCGCCCGUGCCGUUCUUAGUGAUGGCGUAUUUUGUUGAGAUGUAUGCGUUCUUGCAGUAUAAAUAUCUCUCUUGGUUGCCGAAGUUGUCGGGGGGCAUUGCGCAGCUUCAGCCGUCGGUGUUUUCCAUUGUCAAUGUUCACGUGUUUGCUGAUGAUUCGCGCGCGACGCUGGCGCCUGAGAUGGGUGGGUUAGGAUAUAACCCGCCUCUGAACACUAUUGAUGGUUUGUGUCGGCGGCUUGUGGAUUGGAAUACGGAGGCCGAGGGGAAGGGGAUUGAGGCCGUGGGGAAGAAGAUGGGGCUGGGUCCUGUGAAGGUUUCGGAUGGUGUUGGCGUGGUUGCGCCGAUGGUGUUGUGA